This is a messenger RNA of Parastagonospora nodorum SN15, 1236 nucleotides long. RefSeq lists its product as hypothetical. The record is from RefSeq and is a predicted model, not a curated record. The transcript is spliced from 4 exons. Lineage: Eukaryota; Fungi; Ascomycota; Dothideomycetes; Pleosporales; Phaeosphaeriaceae. The coding region runs from base 1 to 1236 and encodes 411 amino acids. Gene Ontology annotation, molecular function: NADP binding; flavin adenine dinucleotide binding.
AUGGCAAGCUCGAGCAAACGUGUUGCUGUCAUCGGGGCAGGUAUCAGCGGCAUCGCUACUGCUGCACAUCUCAAGAAAGAAGGCAUAGAAGUGACUGUCUUCGAAAGAUCGAAUGCUGCAGGCGGUAUCUGGUUACUGGAAACCACAUUAAACCGCUUCCCGGCUGGUACCGAGGAUUUUGUCUCGCAUGGUGUCUUGAAAGACUACAUUCAGAAUACAGCUAUUGUAGCUGGAGUGCACGAGUCAACGAUCUACAACACGGAAGUGAAAAAGGUGUCAAAGUCCGGCAAUUUGUGGACUGUCGACACAACAACAUUAGCCAUCAAUAAAGAAGGAGUGACUUCACAAACCUCAGACGCAACUAUUGGAAACGACGCUGGCCAGACAGAGUACAACACUCGAAGAGCUACCGCAGUCCUACAGAAUAUCAAGGCAAGUCGAAAGAACUUUCUUCUCGUCGGCGGAAGUGUUUCAUCAACAGACAUAGCCCGCGAGCUUGGUCCAUUCGCAAGCAGAAUAUAUCAGAGUCAGCGACAUGGUGCAUUCGACUUGCCGGCCGGUCUACUACCCGACAACGGGUAUCGCGUUGAUGAGGUCAUAUCCUACGAUGUACCGACCGCGGAAGAAUACAGCCCCUUGAUCGCCUCCGCAGCGAUACCAGCUACCGUGACUCUGAAGUCAGGCCAGAAGCUUUGCGACAUCCAUCAUGUCAUACUUUGCACAGGCUAUCAUCUCACGCUCCCGUUCUUGCCACAACUUCACUCGGACGCAACCCCAGCCGAAUCAGCGGACGAACACGUCCUUGUCACAGAUGGCACGCAGUUUCACAACUUACACAAGGACAUUUUCUACAUUAGUGAUCCGUCGCUCGCUUUCGUCGGAGUCCCUUUCUUUACCGCUACAUUCACAUUGUUCGAAUUCCAAGCCAUGGCAGUGGCGAAGGUGUUCUCCGGACAAGCGAGGCUUCCUAGUGAAAAGGCCAUGCGAGCCGAGUAUUAUCGUCGACUGAAGACCAAAGGACAUGGUAAAGCGUUUCAUAGCUUACGCGAUAGAGAAGCAGAGUAUGUAAAUGAGCUUCUGGCUUGGGUGAACCAUGACUUGGAAGAAGCCGGUCGGCAAAAGCUUCUGGGUCACUCAGAGCAGUGGCACAUUGCUAGAGAAGCGCAGGUGCAAAGGAUGAAGUCUCUUCUUGGUACUGAAAGCCAUGAGAGAAGUUUCCAGAUCACAUGUCAGUAG